Penicillium canariense is the source of this 435-nucleotide messenger RNA. RefSeq lists its product as uncharacterized. The record is from RefSeq and is a predicted model, not a curated record. Bases 1 to 435 code for a protein of 144 amino acids. The transcript is spliced from 2 exons. NCBI's taxonomy places the organism in Eukaryota, Fungi, Ascomycota, Eurotiomycetes, Eurotiales, Aspergillaceae.
AUGGCACCUUUGCCAGUCAUUGCCUGCGGCGGCACCAGCCCACAGGUUUUCAACGCUGUCAAGCCUCUUUACUUGCCUGAGUACGAAAUUAUACAUAAUGUCACCACCAGUGCCUCCGGGGCAGUCGAAAUACCCCUCUUGCUGCAGGGACAGGCCCUUCCCCCUACUGAGCAGCCCAAGCGCGGCACCAUGGACUAUUCCAAGCCGCCCGUGGCUGUGUUUGCCGGGGCUUUGUACGGCGAUAGUGAAAUCCAAGAGAUGCGUCAGGCAUGCCAAGGGCUCAGUUCUGUACCUUGGUUGAGGAUGGAUAUGGCGGUGCCUAAACCGCCGCUGGGACCGGGGUAUGCGGAGCAUGUCGUGAAGAGAAUAAAAGCAUGUAUGAAAAAGAUCGAAGCCGAGGGAAAGCUGGAAGAAGAUGGGGUGUGGUUCUAUUGA